AAAACGAGUCAACUCACCGGUUCGAAUUACCGAGUCAAGUAGAAAACACACAGAUUUUACUCGCACCAGCUUUAUUAAGGUCAAGUUGUGUAUUUUUUUUCCUUUCUUCAAAACAAGAGAGAGUGAGAAAGAGAAAGACCCUCUGACCAAAAUCGAAACUUAAACUUGGUUUCAGAUCUGAAAAAAGGCCCUCUCUUCCACAGCCUUGUUCUCUCGUCCACUGUUCAACUAAACAGCCAGGACUAAGCAAAGCUGAUCCCUUCUUUUUAGCUUUCACUUACAAAGACCUUUCAAGUACUCUUUUGAACAUGGAUUCAGCACACAGUGAGGUCAACAAACGUGCUAGAUUGUUUGAGAGCCAUGAAAACAAAGACUCCAAGGUGAUUCAUUCAAUGAUCCCUGAAUCUACCACACCCCUUAAUAAAGGGUAUGACGGUUCUACGACCACCCAAAGCUUGUUCGCUGAAUCAAAACCUGAAGCUACGCCGAAAGUACUUAAGAAGAGAGGAAGGAAGAAGAAGAAUCCUAACCCUGAGGAAGUAAACUCGUCUACUCCACGUGGAGAUGACUCAGAGAACCGCUCAAAGUUCUACGAGAGUGCUUCUGCUAGAAUGAGAACUGUAACUGCAGAGGAAAGAGAGAGAGCCAUCACUGCAGCCAAAACCUACGAACCAACCAACCCUUUCUUUAGAGUUGUUCUGCGACCAUCAUAUCUGUACAGAGGCUGCAUCAUGUACUUGCCUUCUGGAUUUGCUGAGAAGUACUUGAGUGGGAUAUCUGGUUUCAUCAAGAUCCAGCUAGGGGAGAAGCAAUGGCCAGUGAGGUGUCUUUACAAAGCAGGGAGAGCUAAGUUUAGCCAAGGAUGGUAUGAGUUCACACUUGAGAACAACAUAGGCGAAGGAGAUGUUUGUGUGUUUGAGCUUCUCAGUUCUCGUGACUUCGUUCUGAAAGUCACCGCCUUUCGCGUCAAUCAGUACGUGUGAGAAAUGUUGCUGUCAAAGUCCAAAAUUUCAUGUAGUGUCUUUUAACUAUUUGAUCUCUCUUGCAUUUCUUGGAGAAUAAGUUCUGGUUCUCUAGGGUUUUUAGUUGUGUUCUGAGUGAAAUUUCAGGUUCCUAUGUUUGCCGUGUGAUUAAGUAUUAAAACUCUUUGUUUGAGUGGUAGUUAGUGUCAAAAGUAGAGAUGUAAUUACUUCUAUGUUCAUCAAUUUGGCUGGCUGGUGAGUAAACCAGGGGAACAAUGUUUAUGUGGAUGUUGAUUAUGUUGUGGUUAAACCGUUAAAGGGUCUUGGUUUGGUUCUUGUUUCACCAUUGACUUUUUCGGUGAAGCUGAUGAUAUGAUUUGCGUAGGAAUAGAAUGUAGGAUGAUGAUAAUAC
Molecule: messenger RNA, 1374 nt
Organism: Eruca vesicaria subsp. sativa (arugula)
Lineage: Eukaryota; Viridiplantae; Streptophyta; Magnoliopsida; Brassicales; Brassicaceae
Source: the annotation of a GenBank genome assembly